AUGAAUUUCCAGCUGAGACUAUUGUGUUCUAGAUCAGCAGACACGUGUAAGCGUCAUAUCAAAUUCACUUCUGUAAAGAAUGGGUAUUUGCUUGAGGGUCACGUGAUCAAGAAACUUACUCUACCACUGGAUGUACGUAAUCCCUGCAGAAGUCAAUGUGUUUUGGAGAGUCGCUGCGUGUCAAUCAACAUCGGCGCACCGAUAAACGACAAAGUGAUUUGCGAGCUGAGCGACUCGGAUCACUCUUUACAUCCUGAACACCUUAAACCACGAGCGGGCUUUACCUUUAUUAGCACUGAGAAUGCGUGCUCCAGUAGUCCCUGCUUUCAUAAUGGAACCUGCCUGAAUGGAUUUACAGUCAAGGGAUAUCUUUGCAUCUGUCCAAGAUACUUUAACGGAGAAAACUGCAAAUUAGAUCCACCAGGGACUUGCAAGGAACUCCUGGAGAAUAACUUGCCUGAAGGUAACAAAGCUUAUCCCCUAAAGCUGGCAUCAACAACAAUUCCUGUUUAUUGUCACGUGACUGAUGACCUCGGCUCAUGCGGUUGUGGUGGAUGGACGCUGGUCAUGAAGAUAAACGGUAGCAAGGUAGCACUAGAAAACAGUAAUUAUAGGUUUCUGACUUUUUAUUUUCAUGAGGCUUUCGGAGAAAUUUUCAUUUAAAUACAAGGGUCAACCCAGAUUUAAAGAUUCUUUUCAAGUAAUGUUAUGUUGUCUUGUUAUUAAGCGUUAUUAUGUGUAACAAGACAGUUUUUUUUUUUCCCACUUGAUGCAGACGUUUCACAGGUGAUUGAAUUACUGAAAUAAAAUUGGUAUUGACCAAAUAUUGAGCAUGUAGUGGCAUUUUGUGCCACUUAAAUGGGAGUGAAUUGUACGGAGUUAAGUCAAGUGCUGUUGCUGUUUUGAAUCUUGUGCGUAACUCGUUGCUGGGCUUGUUGAAGUGGAGUUCACAAAACAAAUAACACGGCGAGUAAAUCGUUUGACAGUAUUUCUAAUUCCUAGAUCUGUACAGU
Messenger RNA from Orbicella faveolata, 1013 nucleotides. RefSeq lists its product as uncharacterized. The record is from RefSeq and is a predicted model, not a curated record. NCBI's taxonomy places the organism in Eukaryota, Metazoa, Cnidaria, Anthozoa, Scleractinia, Merulinidae.